GCCCGGCCGACCGGCACUCCAGCCUCCCUCAGCCGUCUCGAGCCAUCACAAGCCCUUGGAUGAGUUGGUCUGGCCGACCGAGUGGAAGGAUCUGGCGACCGAGUUGAUCUCGGGCCAGCGUCGUACUGGACGAGUGUUAGUCACUUUCAUUUUCAGCCUCACCAUCGCCUCCUACGGACUCUACAUUGUGGACGCGAAUCGAGUGAAGGCGGACCCUUUGACGGGCGGCAUGGAGUUGUGCAUCGCAUUUCGCGACAGUUUUGUACAACAGGUCGAUCUUGUCUUUAACCUCUUCUUUAUCGGCCACUUCGUUCUGCGUCUUAUCGCUUCGUCCGACAAACUUUGGUAUUGGUUUGACAUCUUCACUCUUGUCGAUCUAUUCACCAUUCCGCCGGCUUUCGUUGGCCUCUACUUUCGACGCGUUUGGAUCGGCCUGCGAUUCACUCGCAUUCUUCGCCUCCUCACGCUGGCCGAUGUACUGCAAUACCUCAACAUCCUCAAGACCGGAAACACCAUUCGUCUUUGCCAAUUGGUCACGAUGUUCGCCAGCCUCGUGCUCACCGCUGCUGGAUUCAUUCAUUUGGUGGAGAAUUCUGGCGAUCCGCCCGAAUUCAAAAACGCCAACGCAAUCACCUACUUUGAGUGCACCUACAUGAUGAUUGUCACCAUCACGACUGUUGGUUUCGGUGACCUGACGGCUCAGACGACUUCUGGUCGCGUCUUCAUGAUACUCUUUCUGCUGAGCGGACUGGCUGUGUUCGCCAAUUCGGUACCAGAAAUAGCGGAUAUUGUGGGCUCACGCAACAAGUACGGCGGAGUCUACAGAAAGACGACUGGAAAAUCGCAUCUUGUGCUCUGUGGUCACAUCACUUUCAGCACAGUGAACAACUUUCUAAGUGAUUUCCUCCACGAGGAUCGUGAAGAUGUGGACACUCAAAUUGUCAUCCUGCACAAAUCGGUGCCGGAUUUGGAGUUGGAAGGCACCCUUAAACGACACGGUACACAAGUCUUCUACUUCCAGGCAAGCAAACAUUUGCUCUUUUUGAAGUUAUGA
This is a messenger RNA of Protopolystoma xenopodis, 1054 nucleotides long. The record is from the annotation of a GenBank genome assembly. Lineage: Eukaryota; Metazoa; Platyhelminthes; Monogenea; Polystomatidea; Polystomatidae.